AUGUGUGGGUGGGACUCGGGCCUCUUUCUCCUGGACCUGCUCAGAGGACCUCAUGUGUGGGUGAGACUCGGACCUCUUUCUCCUGGACCUGCUCAGAGGACCUCAUGUGUGGGUGAGACUCGGACCUCUUUCUCCUGGACCUGCUCAGGGUGGGACCUCAUGUGUGGGGGGGGACCUCAUGUGUGGGUGAGACUCGGACCUCUUUCUCCUGGACCUGCUCAGGGGGGGACCUCAUGUGUGGGUGACAACUCGGACUCUCUUUCUCCUGGACCUGCUCAGGGGGGGACCUCAUGUGUGGGUGAGACUCGGACCUCUUUCUCCUGGACCUGCUCAGGGGGGGACCUCAUGUGUGGGGGGGGACCUUAUGUGUGGGUGAGACUCGGACCUCUUGCUCCUGGACCUGCUCAGGGGGGGACCUCAUGUGUGGGUGAGACUCGGACCUCUUUCUCCUGGACCUGCUCAGGGGGGGACCUCAUGUGUGGAGGACCUCAUGUGUGGGUGAGACACGGACCUCUUUCUCCUGGACCUGCUCAGAGGACCUCAUGUGUGGGUGAGACUCGGACCUCUUUCUCCUGGACCUGCUCAGGGUGGGACCUCAUGUGUGGGGGGGGACCUCAUGUGUGGGUGAGACUCGGACCUGUUUCUCCUGGACCUGCUCAGGGGGGACCUCAUGUGUGGGUGAGACUCGGACCUCUUUCUCCUGGACCUGCUCAGGGGGGGACCUCAUGUGUGGGUGAGACUCGGACCUCUUUCUCCUGGACCUGCUCAGGGGGGGACCUCAUGUGUGGGUUAGACAUGGACCUCUUUCUCCUGGACCUGCUCAGGGGGGGACCUCAUGUGUGGGUGAGACUCGGACCUCUUUUUCCUGGACCUGCUCAGGGGGGGACCUCAUGUGUGGGGGCUGUGGCGCUCUCGGCUCGUUCCGCUCUCUUAAUUGUUGUUGGAUUAAGCUCUGAGCCGUGA
Molecule: messenger RNA, 963 nt
Organism: Knipowitschia caucasica
Lineage: Eukaryota; Metazoa; Chordata; Actinopteri; Gobiiformes; Gobiidae
Source: the annotation of a GenBank genome assembly